This is a messenger RNA of Onychomys torridus (southern grasshopper mouse), 2571 nucleotides long. RefSeq names its product LHFPL tetraspan subfamily member 3 (gene Lhfpl3). Gene Ontology annotation, cellular component: plasma membrane. Gene Ontology annotation, biological process: sensory perception of sound. The record is from RefSeq and is a predicted model, not a curated record. The coding region runs from base 18 to 701 and encodes 227 amino acids. The transcript is spliced from 4 exons. Lineage: Eukaryota; Metazoa; Chordata; Mammalia; Rodentia; Cricetidae.
GGAGGAGGAGGGGGAGAAUGCCUGGAGCUGCCACCGCCGCCGCGAUGCUCCCGGCUCAGGAGGCUGCCAAGCUAUACCAUACCAACUAUGUGCGGAACUCGCGGGCUAUCGGCGUGCUGUGGGCCAUCUUCACCAUCUGCUUUGCCAUCGUAAAUGUGGUGUGCUUCAUCCAGCCCUACUGGAUCGGCGACGGCGUGGACACCCCGCAAGCCGGCUAUUUCGGGCUCUUCCACUACUGCAUCGGCAACGGCUUCUCCCGGGAGCUGACCUGCAGGGGCAGCUUCACAGACUUCUCCACACUGCCCUCAGGCGCCUUCAAAGCCGCCUCCUUCUUCAUCGGCCUCUCCAUGAUGCUCAUCAUCGCCUGCAUCGUUUGCUUUACCCUCUUCUUCUUCUGCAAUACAGCCACCGUGUACAAGAUCUGUGCUUGGAUGCAGCUCACCUCCGCUGCCUGUCUUGUGCUUGGCUGUAUGAUUUUCCCUGAUGGCUGGGAUUCAGAUGAAGUAAAACGGAUGUGUGGAGAAAAGACAGACAAGUACACUCUUGGGGCCUGCUCUGUCCGCUGGGCAUAUAUCCUGGCUAUCAUUGGAAUAUUGGAUGCCCUGAUCCUCUCAUUUCUCGCAUUCGUGCUUGGGAACCGACAAGACAGCUUGAUGGCGGAGGAACUGAAGGCAGAAAACAAAGAUGAUGGAAAUGCUUAAGGCAGACUAAGGUAGAGUGAGACCUAACCAUUUCUGCUAAGCCAAUAUUCUCUAGAAUGAGCACAAAACAAGUCAAAUAACAGCUAAACAAACAGCUUUGUACAUCAACAUCAAGAAGGAAGACACUUGGAAGAGAUCAGAGUCCAGAGACGAACAUGCACAAAAGUGAAACAUCCACUCGUCAAAGCACCUUCUGAUUCUAGAUCUGCAGAGCUGCGAGUGAUUUUCUGGCAGGAGUUAUAAUCACGGAUUAAACACCAGCUCAUUGGAAACUGUCAUUAAAUUAGAUCACAUAGCAUUCAUGAAAAUCAUAUUCAUGAAAUAGUUUAAGAAAAAAGAAUACAAACGUGAUAGAAUUAAUGUGUAAAAUAUAUGUGUACUGAGGUUUAUAAACUGUCCUUUUUAAAUCAAGCUGAAAACAAAAAAGCUUUAAUAUUUCAAUACUAUUAAAAGAAACAAAGGGGCAGUUAGUUCUAGAUUAUUCCUGUCUCAGUAGCCAAGAGGCUGAUCAAGUGUCAUUUAUUGAGGAAUGCCUCUGAUCUUUGGUUCCUCAUCGCUACUGUCCACUCAUUUCACUGUGCAAUUAGUUACACCACUUGGUUAUUAAGAGUAUAGCCCUUCAACCUUCUUACCAAGUGUGUGUUCAAUUUAAUCUGUCUACACGAGUUAUCACCAAGGAAAUGUUUCUGCCAUGUGCUACCACUCCAUCAAAACUGUGAAUCAUAGGAAGUACACCAUUACAUCAUAGGUUCCCAAGCAACAUAGAUUUCCCUGUCAUUGAUGAAACAUCAUCAAGCAACUCUGAACAAUAUAGAAAGUUUAUUUUCACUUGGAUGCUCUCUCAUGUAACAUAUAGGCUGCUAUCAAACACUUUUUCUAAUUCCCCCUAAUAUAUGCAUAGGAAUUUAAUAUACUUUAUAAAUAGAUAUCUAAAAUAUGAGUUUUCUAUUUCUUCAUUCCAUAUGUCAUUAGAAAUCCAUAUCCUUUAUUUCCUUUACUGACAUAUAAUCAUUUUUGUUUUGAUAAAAGAGAUUAUUCCAUUAAAUCUACUUCUAAAUGGUAGUAAGUGGUACUAACAAAAUAAAUAAAAACUUUAUAGCCUUAGAAGUAAAUAACUAUAUACUUAUAUAUGUCAAAGGAACUUGAUAGGAAUAAGUUACCUUUUGUUUAUUAAUGUUGAUUUUGAAAAUUCUCAUAUCUUGUUUUUUUCUUUUGGUUAGCCAAUACUUGGUAGUAGUUACAACUAACCAGCUGUCUUCAAAGGAUCUUUUCCUCCCAGGAGCCCCUAACCAUUGCCCUCAUAACAUCUCUUGCCUAAAUCCAACAACAGAGAAACAUUUAAUAUUUAAGUAGUCCAUUGUCUAAGGACAAUGUACAUGUGGGGGCUCAGUGGAAGCCAGCCCAUACUAUACACCUGAACAGAAAACACACACAAAUAGAAUGUCUUCACUCACAGGCUCAGAGUAGGGUUGAAUUAGCUCCCUGUCACUAGAUCAUCAGCUGGAGCCUAACAAAAAAUCAGGGUUGCCUUCUCCUGUGCUUGCACAAGGCCACAUUCAUAUUUUUAGCCAUGUUUUCACCGUGAACCAAAUGUUUCAAAUGGCUAAAAGUAUAUUACAGGUACACUCAAGUGCUCAAGUAAGUAAACCCAGUUCACAGAGGUGUGGCUUUCAUAAAGAGCUAUAUUAAGGGAACACUUAGUCUCUAUAACUAUAGUAUAACUAUAGUAUAACUGUAGUACUUCUGGGGGCUGUUUGUUGCUUAAAAAGUAGUAGUUGUCCUGAUGUCCAGAAUACCCUACUUACUAAAUUUAAUUACACACAAUUUUUGUUUUGUUUCAUUUUUCAAGACAGGGUUUCUCUGUGUAGCC